ACACUCAACACAGAAGGAAAAUAUUAAUGAAAUAUCUGGCAAUGAUUCUAAGGAUGCAAAAGUGGAGAUUGCUGUUUCAAAAGCUGAAGAAAAGGAGAAGGAAAAGAUUAAUGAAAUAUUUAGCGAUGAUUCUAAGGAUGCAAAAGCAAAGGAAAUGGCUGUUUCAAAAUCUGAAGAGAAGAAGAGUGCUGAAAAAUCUGGCGACUCAGGUGAUGCCGCCAAGUUAUGUCUGAAUCAACAUGGGAAUCUGUUAGUUAAUACGGUUGCGUCAGCCAUAGUGAUUCUGGGACUUGAACAAGAAGCUCAUCUUCUAUAUGUUCAUAUUCCUGAUUUUUCUAAGGAGCAGGUUCGAGUUAUUUACUAUGACGCCACGCGUACUGUCAGAGUUCAAGGAGAAAGGCCACUCGAGACCAACAAAAGGAGUCGAUUCAAUCGGACCUUCAAUGUUCCACUAAAUUGCUCUGUGGAAAAAAUUCGUGCCAAGUUUCAGGAAGGAAUUCUGACCAUCAUUAUCCCAAAACAGAUCAUCAAGCCACCGCAGCCUGCCGCUGGUCGUAAACAAGAAGGAGCAAAGAUUACACCUGAAGAAAAAGAACCCUCUUCAGUUACGGCGCCUGAAACAACAAAAAUGGCCGGGAGAAAAUCAUCUGCUGCACCUUCUACUUCUUAUUAUGAGGAUUUCCUGCCAAAAGCAGAGAUGAAGGAAGAACAAGAAGCUCAUCUUCUAUAUGUUCAUCUUCCUGAUUUUUCCAAGGAGCAGCUUCGAGUUUUUUACUAUGACGCCACGCGUACUGUCAGAGUUCAAGGAGAAAGGCCACUUGAGACCAACAAAUGGAGUCGAUUCAAUCAGACCUUCGAUGUUCCACUAAAUUGCUCUGUGGAAAAAAUGCAUGGCAAGUUUCGGGAAGGAAUUCUAACCAUUAUUAUCCCAAAGCAGAUCAUCAAGCCACCGCAGCCUGCCGUUGGUCGUAAACUAGAAGGAACAAAGAUUACACCUAAAGCAGCAGCACCUCCUUCAAAACCAGCUGCCUUUGCUCAGCUUCUACAGGGAGAAACUACAGGAAAAGACCAGGAAACUUCGCCUGCUUUUCAAACCCCACAAAAACCCAAAAUAGAGCCGAAGGGUCAGGAGCAGGGAGAUACCUCCACGACAGCAGAAGCAGAUCAUUGAGAAGGAGGAUUCACAAACUAAGGAUAAGGUCAAUAAGGUUGAAGCUCCUUCAAAAGCUCCAUAUGAUUCCAAACACUAGAAACAAGAUGAAACCACUCCCCUGUUUGAAACUAAGAAGAAAACUGAAGAAUAGAGAAGGGCAGAGUCCAAAACAGAGGGCAUCAAGAAAUCAGAUUGUUAGAA
Rubroshorea leprosula is the source of this 1354-nucleotide messenger RNA. The record is from the annotation of a GenBank genome assembly. NCBI's taxonomy places the organism in Eukaryota, Viridiplantae, Streptophyta, Magnoliopsida, Malvales, Dipterocarpaceae.